Anneissia japonica is the source of this 1890-nucleotide messenger RNA. RefSeq names its product cytochrome c oxidase assembly protein COX16 homolog, mitochondrial-like. The transcript has 4 exons. The coding region runs from base 48 to 404 and encodes 118 amino acids. The record is from RefSeq and is a predicted model, not a curated record. Gene Ontology annotation, cellular component: mitochondrial inner membrane. Gene Ontology annotation, biological process: mitochondrial respiratory chain complex IV assembly. Lineage: Eukaryota; Metazoa; Echinodermata; Crinoidea; Comatulida; Comatulidae.
UGUGGAGAAAAUAAAUCUCAAACAAAAGCACAACUUCGAUAAACAAGAUGGCUGCGUCCAUUGAUAAAAUCCUGAAGUCAAUACGAAAAAACCACUUUCUUAAAUUUGGGUUACCCAUGCUUAUUUUAAUUGUUGGUGGGUCGUUUGGUCUGAAGGAAUUUCGACAACUCAGAUAUGAAAUCAUUGAUCGAAGACAAGCUGUUGAUCCAGAAGCACUAGAUCGAUUAAAAAUAAAGGAGAAACAACGAAAAUUAUCAUUAGAAGAAGAAUUUCAAAAAAUUGAGGAAGAUGAUAUAGACUGCUGGUACAAUAUUAGAGGUCCAAGACCCUGGGAAGACUCAAAGGAAUUCCAGGAUGCUCAAAGGAAAAAUAUGGCAAUUAGAGCACAAUCAAAAACAAAUUGAGCCUACAUGUGUAUGCGGGUGUUUUGUGGGGAAAGGGAAUCGGUUGACUUUAUAACCGGAAGUAUGGAUGCUGACGGUUCACCACCAUAUAUUGCUUUAAAAUUAAGAACUUCAAAUUUACUUUUACUGUCAUUUAGAACAAAAUUGGCUUACUCUGUAUUUUUUAAUAAUGUAUAUAUGUAUCAUGAUUUACUCAAUAAAUGAAUAGCAGUAUAAGAAAACUAUUAACAAUUUAAUUGCUUGCUGGCUUUGUCAGAAAUAUGACAGUCUUAGGGCCCAGGGUUCAAUGGACCUUUCUGGCAUGUCAAAAUAAACAACCGACCAAUAAGAACAUCGCAGAUUACACGCUCAUCCCACAAAUGCAUAUGAUUUCGCCAUUUUUCUUGUGGGAAUAUCCAAGAAAUGGGGCUUAGCGGAAAGAUUCACUCCUGUGAGUAACAGCAUUUUUUUCACACAGCAAAAACACCUUCACUUUAUAAGUCUCAUGAGAUUGUUUAUACCACAGGUGGACAAAGUGCGGGCCUUGGCCUGCCAGUGAUUUUUUUUACGUCCUGCGAAAAUGAAUUACCAACCCAAUGUCAAAAAAGUUAUAGUAAAACUGAGCAUAAAGUGGACAUAAAACAGUGUAUGAAGGUUUUUCGGAGCUGAAUCAAAAAUUCACUUCGGCCCUCCAAACAAUUUUAAUGCCCACCCGUUUUAUACAGUAAAGUUUCCUAAGUCGACGUUGACUAAAAUAAUUUUAAAGUCAAUCUUAUUUUACAUGCCAAAUUGUUGUGUUUUCCAUUAACAGUCUGUAAGUCUAAUUAUAUCCAAGACGAACAAUUUUUCAACGCCAUUUUGGAUUCAAUUUGGGCAAGUUCAACUUUAUAUCUUGUGUGUAUGUAAUAACGAAGAAGUGAUUUAAUUUGCUAUUAGCAUAUACGUUGGCCUUCGUGCUGUGGUUACAGGCCUUGUGUACUCGAAAUGCUGUUCCACACAAUAUAUUUUACAGUCAGUGCUUGGUUUGAUUACUCCACCUCUAUUAAAUUGCUCACUCACCUCAAAACACAAUCCUUGGACACUAUAUACCUAAGUACCUCAACCAAUUUUUCGCAUCGUAUCUACAAACCAGAUAAAUAUUGAACACACACACACUGAAGAUAGAAAAAAACUGAACUCAAAUGAUAACAUCGACAAAUUUAUUUCAAAUAAUAACUUUGUCUUGGAAUGUUUAUUUUCAAAAUUUAACUUUAAAACAAUAUACACUAUUUUUAUUAAAAUUAUGAUUUCAAUUAUUUACAUAAUUACAGACCUUAUUUUAAAGAUAAUACCCAGUAUUCUAACUACUGUACUAUAUUUAUUCAAAUAAAUGCCCUGGGGCGGUUAUAGUUGAGAAUGGCGUUUAUUGGUUUUGGUGUAAAAUGGAUACUGUAAAUGUGGAAUUACUGUCAAAAUGUGUUAUCAUAAAAAUAUUUGAUCACAACCAGGUUAGAAAAAAAAAAAAAAA